GGGAAAUGGAGAUAGUGAGAAAACUUAUCACUAAUCAGCAGUUUCAUUAUUCGAGUCUCAAUGGAGUACCCUCCACAUGGUUGUGCUGAGAGAAAUUCUGCUCUCUGCAGUUCGUGUCGGAGAUCUUCUUACUGCAUGGAGUGUUGCAGCCCGACUUCUCAGACACUACUAUCCUCUAGUAACUCCUGCUGGUCAAAAUGGCCUUGCAAAUGCCCUUUCAAAUUCAGCAGAUAGGCUGCCACCGGGGACACGAUGUGCUGAUCCUGCUUUACCUUUUAUAAGGUUGCAUUCUUUUUCGUUCCUCCCGAUACAAAUGGACAUUGUAAAACGGAAUCCAUCUAGAUUAGACUGGUGGGCACGUUCUGCUCCUUCAGGUCCAUUCAUUUAUACACCCUUCAGUAAAGGAGAUCCAAUCAAUGUCAAGAAGCAAGAACUUAUUUGGGUUGUUGGAGAGCCUAUCCAGGUCAUGGUGGAAUUGGCAAACCCAUGUGGCUUUGAUUUAAGGGUUGAUAUACCUAUCUGUUCAUUAAGAAAACUUAGAUGCUUUUUCAUGAGUGUAAAACUCUUGCCAAAUUCAUCGAAAGUGAUCACCUUAUCAGGCAUUCCAACAUCAGUGGGAUCGGUUACAAUUUCUAGGUGCAUUGUUCAUUGUUUUGGUGUUAUUACUGAACAUCUUUUUAAAAAGGUUGACAAUCUACUUUUUGGGGCAACCCAAGGACUUGUCCUUUCUGAUCCUUUUCGAUCUUGUGGAUCUUCAAAGUCGAAGAAUGUAACCGUUCCAAAUAUUUCUGUAGUUCCACCACUUCCAUUGCUGAUAUCACGUGUUGUUGGAGGUGAUGGUGCCAUCAUUUUAUAUGAAGGUGAAUGUCGUUAUAUAUGGAUAAGUCUGGCUAAUGCAGGCACAGUUACAAUUGAGCAGGCGCAUAUUUCUCUGUCACGAAAAAAUCAAGAUUCUGUGAUUUCAUAUUUUAGUGAGAUUUUAAAAUCUUGCCUCCCUCUAAAGCCUGGUGCUGAAGUGACCUAACAGCUAAACAAACCAAUGAUCUAAGCUACUCUGACUUCGUCUUUUUACAUAGCUACUUUUUAGACCUGCCACAAUAGGAUCUCAUAUGAAGCCGCCACAUGUCUCCUAAAAUGAGAGAUCACUUGUUAUGUGAAUUGUCACAACUGACAACCCUAACCACAAAACAAAAAGAGAAGGAGCAUGGAGAGGAAGCACCUGGGCAUGAAUGACAUCCUCCCUCAGGAGCUCAUUCACCGAAUCUUUCUAAGGGUACCCGCCAAAGACCUGUUUCGCCUCAGAUUCGUUUCAAAACUUUGGCACUCUCUCAUUUCCGAUCCACACUUUGCGGAAUCGCAUUACAACUUCCACUCCGCAUCUUCCCGUUCGGUCUUGUUGGUAAAAGACUAUACUAAUGCUUGCUGUGUUCCCUUAGACACGCUAUUUGAUGUUGCAGCAGCACCACCAACAUUCAAAGAGGUAUCUCUCCCUUCC
This is a messenger RNA of Arachis ipaensis, 1495 nucleotides long. Lineage: Eukaryota; Viridiplantae; Streptophyta; Magnoliopsida; Fabales; Fabaceae. The record is from RefSeq and is a predicted model, not a curated record.